Hemiscyllium ocellatum (epaulette shark) is the source of this 4794-nucleotide messenger RNA. RefSeq names its product glucosamine (UDP-N-acetyl)-2-epimerase/N-acetylmannosamine kinase (gene gne). The record is from RefSeq and is a predicted model, not a curated record. Bases 345 to 2519 code for a protein of 724 amino acids. Gene Ontology annotation, biological process: UDP-N-acetylglucosamine metabolic process. NCBI's taxonomy places the organism in Eukaryota, Metazoa, Chordata, Chondrichthyes, Orectolobiformes, Hemiscylliidae. The transcript has 13 exons. Gene Ontology annotation, molecular function: UDP-N-acetylglucosamine 2-epimerase activity; hydrolase activity, hydrolyzing O-glycosyl compounds; N-acylmannosamine kinase activity.
GCCCGCGCGGAGGGAGGUGCGUGCUCUAUAACCCCGCGCCACACACGGUCAGGGCCCCGGGAGAGGAGGGUCGGGCCGGGCCUGUCUGACGGUCACCGCUGCCGUAGAAUUAACAACCACAGAAAGAUCAGGAGAAGCUCAGCAGAUCCGGGCUGGAGGAAGCAGGGCUAAGGGAACCCAACAAGAGGCUGCAGAAGUAAAGCAAAGUAUUACAAGAUAAGAAUGAAUAAACUCCACCAGGAAGCAGUGAGGCAUUCUACAUGAAUGAUAGCAGGACCGUGUGCAUCAAUCUAGCAAUUUGAUUUUGGAGAGAGGAAUUUAUCCACAAAUAUAUUCAAAAUUAGAUGGCCAUGGAGAAAAAUAAGAACAGGAAAAAGCUGCGAAUUUGUGUUGCCACAUGCAACCGUGCAGAUUAUUCUAAGCUGGCUCCCAUUAUGUUUGGUAUCAAGGGGCAACCUGAACUUUUUGAUCUGAAAGUUGUUGUUUUAGGAUCUCAUUUAAUUGAUGACUAUGGGAAUACAUAUCGCAUGAUUGAGCAAGAUGAUUUUGAUAUUAACACAAGUUUGCAUACAAUAGUUCGAGGUGAGGAUGAGGCAGCCAUGGUUGAGUCAGUGGGACUUGCUCUGGUGAAGUUACCAGAUGUGCUGAACCGUUUGAAGCCAGACCUCAUGAUUGUUCAUGGAGACAGGUUUGAUGCAUUGGCAGUCGCCACCUCAGCUGCAUUGAUGAAUAUUCGGAUUCUGCACAUGGAAGGAGGUGAGGUCAGUGGUACCAUCGAUGACUCAAUCAGACAUGCCAUCACCAAAUUGGCCCAUUAUCAUGUGUGUUGCACUCGGAGUGCUGAGCAGCACCUGAUAGCCAUGUGUGAAGAUCACAAUCGAAUACUGUUGUCUGGCUGCCCAUCUUAUGACAAAUUGCUCACUGCAGGAUCCAAGGAUUACAUGAGCAUUUUGCAGACGUGGCUAAGUAAAGAUGUGAAACCUCGUGAGUACAUCGUGGCUUUACAGCAUCCUGUUACCACCAACAUUAAACAUUCCGUUAAAAUGUUUGAGCUUACACUUGAUGCUCUAAUAACAUUCAACAAACGCACGUUGAUUCUGUUUCCAAACAUUGAUGCAGGAAGUAAAGAAAUGGUGCGAGUGAUGAGGAAGAAGGGGAUUGAACAGAAUCCAAAUUUCCGGGCAGUGAAACACAUCCCCUUCGAACAGUUUAUACAGAUGGUUGCACAUGCUGGCUUGAUGAUCGGGAACAGUAGUUGUGGGGUGCGGGAAGCAGGUGCAUUUGGGACACCUGUCAUCAACUUGGGAACACGCCAAACCGGAAGAGAGACGGGUGAAAACGUUCUCCAUGUGCGGAAUGCUGACAGUCAGAAUAAAAUAUUGCAUGCUCUGCAACUCCAAUUUGGAAAAUUGUACCCAUGCUCUAAGAUCUAUGGUGAUGGGAAUGCAGUGCCACGGAUAUUGAAGUUCCUGAAGUCGAUAGACAUGGAUGAGCCUUUGCAGAAGAAGUUUUGUUUCCCGCCAGUGAAGGAGUGCAUUUCGCAGGAUAUUGACCAUAUCCUGGAAACACAAAGUGCUCUUGCUGUAGACUUGGGAGGAACCAAUCUGCGGGUUGCCAUUGUCAGCAUGAAGGGUGAAAUCAUAAAGAAAUAUGUUCGAACCAAUCCCAAAACAUAUGAUGAAAGAAUUGAGUUGAUUCUGAAGCUGUGUGUAGAGGCUGUCACUGAAUCAGUGAAGCUUAACUGCAGAAUCCUUGGAGUUGGUAUUUCCACAGGUGGCCGUGUGAACCACAAGGAAGGAAUUGUGCUUCAUUCUACCAAACUGAUUCAGGAAUGGGUAUCCGUGGACCUCCGGACCCCAGUGUCAGACAUCCUACGGCUGCCCGUUUGGGUAGACAAUGACGGCAAUUGUGCUGCUCUGGCAGAAAGGAAAUUUGGUCUAGGAAAAGGAGUGGACAAUUUUGUAACUGUGAUCACUGGCACAGGAAUUGGAGGGGGAAUCAUCCACAAUAAUGAGCUGAUUCAUGGCAGUAUGUUCUGUGCCGCUGAGUUUGGUCACAUCAUGGUAUCGAUGGAUGGGCCUGAAUGCAUGUGUGGGAGUAGGGGCUGCAUAGAAGCAUAUGCUUCCGGAAUAGCACUACAAAGAGAGGCAAAGAGAUUACAUGAUGAAGAUUUGCUCCUAGUGGAAGGAAUGUCUCUCAAAAAUGAAGAGACAGUGAGUGCAGUUCAUCUCAUUCAAGCUGCAGAACGAGGGAGUACUGAGGCACGGAAAGUGCUCCAAACAGCUGGCUGUGCUCUUGGUGUCGGUAUUACAAACAUUCUGCACACACUGAACCCAUCUCUUGUUAUCCUCUCUGGAGUUCUGGCUGCUCACAAUGAGAGUAUCGUGAAGGAGGUGAUCACCCAACGAGCCCUACCAUCCACACAAACCGUUGAAAUAGCUGUCUCCAAUCUUUCUGAUCCUGCUCUCCUCGGAGCAGCCAGUAUGGUUUUAGAUUAUGCAACACGCAGAACCUAUUAGACCAAUGGGAGUCUGAACCCUGGACUGACCAUGUUUCCAUUUAGAAAUUAAUUUAAGCUUUAUUCUCAACCUUUCUUCUUUAUUUGUUGAGUCUUCCAUAUGGAUUUAGUACCUCCCUGAAACCAGCUUAAUUCAAGGUUAAGUAGACUGUCUUUGAGAUUGUGUUAGUUUAUAAUUUGUGUUCUGUUAGCAACACUAUUUCCAAAUCACUCUCUCCUGCAGCCUAACAUUUGUGCAAUUCAGAGAGAGAUGAUAUUCCUGUGAAAUUCCAAAAUGAUGUGUAAACUACCUUUGGCUGAAGCCAGAGCUGCCAAAAUGGAGUCAGGACCACAAUGGUGUUGUGGGUAAAACUUCUUGAGAGAUCUGAGGUUGUAACGGCUGCCAGACCAAGUGACAAUAGUUGUCCUUUCACUCAAACAGGCUCUGCUCUCACUGAGGGGUCUUGACUUUCAAGUUUCGAAAUGGGGUUACAGUGGGAAACAAUUUGGAAAGUGCUGGCUUUCCAGUGAAAAUUUUGAGCUUGUGUCUGAGGUAUUUUGAUCAACAAAACUGUUAGUUCAGAGGGUUCAUAGUAAUGAAAAUCAGACCGCUGCUGUGUCUUGUUACAUGUUAUGUUGCAGAACUUGUUCAUUAUCCUUUUGCCAUUAAGACUAAGCAACCCUGGAGCUACAGCUUUGAUCUUGAUUUUAAAUUAUCUUCCAGAAAUCUUUUUGGAGCAAGCAGACAUUUAAAUCCUUCAAAAUUAAAUCAAAUGUUUAGUCUCAAGUUUGCUGUCCAUAUAGACCGCUUCUAAUUAGGUUACACGUUUAGAUUUUCACUGUGUAACCCUGACAAAAUAGCAGCUGUUCAUAAACAUGAGGGCGGUGAAAUUGUGUUUUUGCAGCAUGUUGAAAAUGGCUCCAGUUUUUACGCAUGCCCCGAUUAGAAACUCUCAUCCUUUCCAUCCUUGACCUAUCAGCUUUAAUACCCUCCCAGUCCCAGGAUCUUGGACAUUUUCACUCCUAACGGAAGAAAACAGAUUUGACAGGUGACUUCUCACAGGCAAGGCUUCUUCCACAUUUAAUAAAAAUUCUGAUUGGAUUUAUCUACAAGAAAUCUCAAAGAAUAUGGUAUUUUAGAGUAUGUGUAUCAGGUCCGAUGAAGAGAAAGGGGGUGGUGGGUAGACUCAUGUGAAGCAUAAACACCGACAUAAACCAUUUGGGCUGAAUGAUCUGUUGCUGAGCUGUACGGAAGGAUUGUGAAAAUCCUGGGAAGGGGAAAUCAAAUAAAUAGAGGCAUUUAAUUGUACAGGGCAGACAGAUAAAAGUCAGCUUUCCAAAAGCAGGACAAAAUUAUAGAAUUUGUUUAGCAGCAGCUUGAUGACAGACAGCAAGCAUCAGGAACCUCUUCAACACAUUAGCAGGUCAUGAAUGAUCAUCUGCAGGUAACUGUGCCAGAAUUACAUGUACCUUUUCAAUGCAUUAAUUAGUAAAUGAGCAACAUGUGCCUUCAGAUUCAUGACUACUUCAGUGUGAUGUGUAGCUGACAGGGUAACCUUCCUGUUUGGUUGGGAGCAAGGUGUUUCUUGUAUCAGGAGCUUUGCUGAACUACAAAAGAGGAGAGAUUGCAAAUCGAAAUCAGAGGGAGGCUCUUGGAGCAAGGUGUGGGUAACUGAGUGAAGCAGCAAUUCCAGCAAUCUGAAGUGGAGAGGAGCUGCCAGUUAGAGAAUGGACAGCAUCAGUUCCUGUUCCCAGAAUCUCCCCUCCGACUGCAGCAAUAAUGUCCAACACUCAUGAGGAACGAGCACCCUACAGUCGGGGGUGGGGGGGUGGUGAGUGUCCUAUACUCAAUUUGGGGAGUGGAGUCGGAAACAAAUGCCUGUCUGGUUGUACUUUUAAAAGGAUGCUUGGAUCUUUGACCCUGUGAGGUAUUGCUACGAUUGGCCAGGCUGAGUGUGAGCAAAUACCUCAUUGGCUCCCACUACCGGGCCAAUCAGUGAAAUACGGUGUUCUGGAUUCGCCCACUGGAAACACUAACCAGAUUUACACAGCAUAGUUUACACAAAGAUUAGACAUAGAGAAAAAAUUGUAUCAGCCAUGAAAAAGAUGGCACGUGAGAUUUUAUAAACCCAAAGAAUUAUAAUCUCAUACCAAAUGGUAGUCAUUACCUGAUGAAGCUCCUGAAAACAAUUCAGCAAAUUGAGGUCAGAAAUGAAUUGUCUCAGGCAUUUGUCACUAUUUAUAUUGUAUGCUGUACAAAAUGUUUAAAUUCUAUAAAACUUGUUUGUGUAUCACCA